Gaeumannomyces tritici R3-111a-1 is the source of this 1131-nucleotide messenger RNA. RefSeq lists its product as hypothetical. NCBI's taxonomy places the organism in Eukaryota, Fungi, Ascomycota, Sordariomycetes, Magnaporthales, Magnaporthaceae. The transcript has 2 exons. The record is from RefSeq and is a predicted model, not a curated record. The coding region runs from base 80 to 679 and encodes 199 amino acids.
AUAUCCUUUAGUCUCAAUCAAUCAGGCAACACCUGAUAGCCAUCCUUCUUCCAUACGCACAUCUCCCUAGACUGAAAAAAUGACACGCACGAUAGUGUACAGCACGGCGCUAGUGGCCUUUGCCUCUGUGGUCGUCAUGACGCUGGCCUCGAUCGUCCUGCCCAACUGGGUCAGCUACGGCGUGACGUCGGUCAAGGGCCGGUCCGUGACGCGCAACGUCGGCUUGCACCGGAGCUGCUCCUCGGUCCUCGAUCCCCCUUGCCGCGAGUUCCCGCUCGACCGCGAGGACUGCGCCGGCGACGGCUCCGCCUUCUGCUCCAUGUGGCGCACCACGGGCUUCCUGGUCUCGCUCGCCGCCGUGCUCGAGCUCGUCACCCUCGUCGCAUUCGUGGUCGUCAUGGCCGGCGGCAAGCAGAAGCGCGUGGCCGGCUGGCGCAUCCUGGCCGGCCUGCUCUCGGUCGUAGCCCUGCUGCUGGCCGCCGCCGUCUCGGUCGUGGCGUACCUGUACGACAACGACGAUAAGUUCUUCGUGCCCGGCUGGCACCUCGACAAGUCGUGGAUCCUGGCCACCGUCAGCGCCGGCCUGUCGGUGCUGUGCGCCGCGGGGCUGGUCACGUCGGCGUUUGUCUUGCCGCAGGAGAGGGGAUACGAGUUCCUCAACGACCCCGAUACUGCCUAAACACACACCUCACGACCAUUUGCAUUUCUGCCAGGCUCUGGCUGGCUGUAGGGCCGGCUGCGCCCGACCGGCCGGCCAAGGCAUCCUUAUAAUCACCAACAGUACACGAAACCCGUUGUUAUCCGUUUUCAGGGAAGAGUCGCCCGAGUCGGCUUUUUUUUCUUUCUCAAUAUCAUACAGGUCAUGAGUUUGUACAUAUUUGCAUACAGGACGGGGUCCUUUUCUGGAGUAGGGUUUGUUUUGCUCGCUGCUUUGUCUUUAUAAUGAUUCUGGAAGAGCAACGAGGGAGUAUAGGUACCCGGUAGGCAUACAGACAGCUACUACACCCGGGGGACAAAAGUACCGCUCGCUUUUCCAAAAAAAAAUUCAACGCCAAAUUGCGCAAGGAAUACCAGCGCCCCACAAUAUAUAUUAAAAAGUAACUUUUAUUAUAUAAUACUUAACUUGUUUUU